CUGCUCCCAGGACACAGCGACAGGACAAGACACAGCCUUAAGCUGUACCAGGGGAAGUUUAGGCUGGACAUUAGGAAGAAGUUCUUCACAAAGGGUGACUGGGCAUUGGAAUGGGCUGCCCAGGGAGGUGGUGGAGUCCCUGUCCCUGGAGGUGUUUGAUGAGAGCCUGGAUGUGACUCUCAGUGCCAUGGUCCGGUUGACAAGGUGGUGUUGGGUCACAGGCUGGGCUCGAUGACCUCAAAGGUCCUUUCCAACCUAAUGGAUUCUGUGAUUGUCUCUCUGAGAAACAUUAUUCAGUUGCAGGUAAUUGGUAGUGCUCUGGUUUCCUGUGCCUUCCUGCCUAUUCAUUUGUGUUGGGUCUGCACAACUGCAUUAUAAAUGUGGAAAUGUGCUUGAAACCUGAUGAGCUUCCAACACAAAGUAAAACCUAGAGUGCUUUUAGAUCUCAAACACCAGAACGGUAGGGCUUUCUGUGAAGCUCUGGUUCAGGUUUGCAUGUAAUAGUGAAAUUAAAACUUGGCACUUCUUUCAGGCUCAUUUAGAAAAAUUGUCCCUAGGUAAUGUAACCAUUAAAGGACCAAAUUAUCCUUCAGUGCUUGCAUUCUUCAAAAAAAGGCAAAUAUUUUAGAAUCCUGUAGCAGUCAAGAGGUACCAGUGAAGUCAGCUGGCCUAGAAGUUAUUUCAUGUGUCCUUGGUAUGAAAAUGCAUUGAAGUUUCACAACAAAAAGGCAAACAUAACUUACUGUGACCUGUUUUCUAGCCUUGGGACAAGAUUAAAUUUGAACUGGUGACAGGUAUCAGAGUAUUUGCUUAAGCAAACAGAGUAAAAGUUACCUUAAGUCUUUUGGAAUGUUCAGUCACCCAUUUCUGCAUGAUUUGCAUGAUAAAAUCUCAAAGAAUGGAAUAGAAACACUUUUCAUAUGUAAAGUAACAAUCAUCAAGUUCUUCCAGAAUGUUCUAUCUUCAUACUGAAAUGUUCUUUUCCGUAAGUUAGGUGGAGUAAAAAGGCAAAUUUAUAAUCUUAAAGGCAGUUUUCUGAUGGUAUCCCAAACAGAUUAAGCUACAAUUGCAUUUCCUUAAUCCAAACAUUUUGAAAGUAAAAUUCCUUUUACUUGGAGUUCUGUCACUAUUGAUGUCCCAAGAUUUUGUUUACUAGCAGAGAAGUUCUAGUCAGAAGCCAUAAGUAACUUUUUUUUUUUUGGUCUCUUGUCUCUCCUUGCAAAGCCUCUCAAUUUCUUAAUGACACUUAAACUUAUUCCUGUUUUUUAAUAUAGUUUUCCAAGAUGCAGAUUUAGAGUUAUUUUAGUUAUUUCUUGGCUAUUGUCUCCAAAUACUUGAGAGAGGUCUUAGUCCUGGACUGUCCUGUUUGUACUUCUAAAGAUUAGUUUUUCUCUCUGACCUAUGAAACUUCCUUAUUUUUCAAUGACUUGCAGAAAAUAAGCAUUGGCAAUGAGAUCUUCAGACAUCUCGUAGGGCUCCAGGAUGCUGAUUCAAUAAUACCUCACUUUCAGUAUUAUUUAAAUAUCACUGACUUUGUUUUAAGCUAUGAUAUAUGAUAUGAUAUAUGAUACGACAUGCACCAUCUUGCAUUCCAGAAAAGAAAUAAUUAUGAGAGAUACCUACCUUUUCUGUAUUACUGUUGACAGAUUUUACCCUGUGAAUGUCAUAAUGGACAAUCUGAUUAUUACAGGUGUUUUCAUAGAUUGAUGCAUUUGUUUUUAUACUAAUGUACACUUCUGAUUGUCUUUGUCUGCUGAAAGGUAGGGGGUUGUUUUGGUUUGAGUUUCUUUUCCAGUUCCUCAUUGCCUCUUACUUCUGUUAUCUGUUUCCCAAGCUGCUUACGCAUAGUUGCUGCUAUUUUUAGCUUCUUUCUCGCUUUCAUUAAUCUUGAAUUUCCAAGAUUGUCAUUAUGACAUUUGGGAAAAAUGUUUUCUAAUUAAAUUCUUUUGAACUGCCCUGAUUUAUGGGAUCUGUCUAAGAAAAGACAUAUUCUAGAUAUAAUUUGUCAUUGCUAGAGAUGCACCUUUUCCUGACACAGAUAUAGUCAGCAGCUCAAGGUUUGGCUACAAACCUACCUAGUUUCUUGUUUUUCAGGUCAAAGUAACAUCCAGUCAGGCUUUGCAUGGCAUGAGGCAGAAACAGGAUUUUCUAGCAUGAGAAUGAAGGCAAAUCCCAGAGCAACUCCAGGUUGGAAACAUCAUGUUGCAAGUUGGACUCUAGUCAGAGUAAUUUUGUUACUGCUGAUGGGGAAAGAAUAGAAAACAAUGGGCUGCCGAACAGGGAAAUGGCCGUUAACUAAAAAGUGGAUGCAAGAGGCAAGGAAGGAUGUCUGGCUUUGGAGCAAUCCAGGAAUAUUAUGGUACCUGUCUGUAUCUGUUCACACUGAGUGGCUGUCAUGCAUCCCAACAUCUCUGCCUCCCUAAGGCAGCAAGUGGAGAAGUGACUGUUGUGGAUAUUAUGCAUGAGACCCAGGUGCAGACACACAGCAUCCCGCUGUGGCCACAGCCAUAUGGAUCAGCACUGAGAAAUGGCAUGUGGCAACGCUGAGUUGAUGGAGACCCAGGAGCUCCAUAUCCGGGCAGGCAAAAGGAAAAGCUGAGCACAGACAGGUAUCUCCUCAUUUUUAACAAAUUCUCAUUGUGAGGAAAUUACUUUGUCCUGGAGGCUGAUAAAGGUGCUCUGCAAAGUAAGUACUCUGCUUGUGAGAGACAUGGGUCUGAAGUUAUUUUCAGUAAUUUGCAGAAACAGUGUCAAGGGGAACUCUGGUGCAGACAUCUUCAUGAAGUCUCCAUAUGCUUCUCUUUCUGCUGGUCCCUGCAUGGGACUUUGUGGCUAAUGAGCUGUCCCAGCAAGAUGCAGCUUGCUGUUGGUGCUGUGUGAGGUGAGGGUUGUCAAGAUGUGCAGCUGGGGUUAUGAAUUGCCUGUUCUUCUCUCUUGCAUUAUAUACAUCUUGGUCUGAGGAGAAGCAGUCUCGAGGAAACCCUUGAUACAAUGUUAGCAAUAUUUCAAUAGAUGUCUUAUCACUCUCAUCCUUCCUUAUCCUCCUCAGGCCCCAAAUGCACUCAAGUUACUCCAGCUGCAGUCUUCUGUGAGGUGCUUGGCAGACAGUUUUGUAUUGUGCAGUGUCUCUGGAUCCUUCCAUGGAGCUGGGGAUUGGUCUGUGUAGGCAUCAUCCACCAUGCUUAACAGUGCUUGAGUCACCGUGAGGGUAAACAUGGGCUUAUGGAGUUCUACUUUUGGUAAUAGCUGGAGAUGCACAAUAAACUGUGGCUUUGUGUAGACUAAGGGCUGCGGGAAGAAAGACCAGUGUGUGAAAUGUGCCGGAGAAAGAAGCAGAAAACAUGAGAUUUAGGGGAGUUCUGUACAGCCAAAGAAUAGAAGAGCUGGGAGUUUUUUUCCCAGGGGAACUGUAACCAAAAAAAGUAAGAAACUUAUUUUACUCACUAGUGUGCAGUUGUGAGGGUUUUCUGAAGAGGGGUGGGGUGAUGCGGAGCCAUUCUAGUGCAGCAGCAGCUUUGGUCUGUGGGCAAGGAGGCAUAAAGAAAAGGUCAGACUUCACUCAUGAGCUGUUUCCAUUUCUGGCAAAAAGAGUCAAGAAAUCACAUGUGGUUCGUUUAUGCAGCAGAUCUGUUGGCAUCUAUCUGAUGUGCUAUUUUGGAAACCAUUUGGCUGUUUUACCCACCACACUGUGUAUGCUUUGGCUACAGAAGUGAUCCUGAUGAGAUCCAAGGAGCCUAUUCAGCACUUGAGUACCAUUUAGCAAUGAAAGAGGAGUAGCAGUUCUGAAGGUGGCUUGUGGGGUAUGUAUCAUCUUCUCAUGAUUCAGUUCCUAAGGAUCAGACCCUGUCCUUGCAGUGGAGAUAUCUCUGCUGAAUUCAGGAAUGGAAAUAGGAAUAAAACUGAACUCGGUCAUUGAGAAAAAGGUUUUGCCUUAAGCCUUGGCCUCAGCACAGGCGGCAGGAGUGAUAGGAUCAGUAGCAAAAGGAUUUUUUACCAAAGUGAUUCCAUGUUGCAGCAGGGGUCUGGAAUCUGCUGCCAAGCCAUGGCUUUGCAUCACUGUAAACGCAGACUGAGAUUGGGAUUUAUUUUUUCAGCUUGAGUGAGUUUAACUUAAGUGAAUUCUACAUAAAUGUAAACCCUUUGCUGACCCAUUGUGAACUUCUGGGAAGCGUGACAUAUGACUGUUAAUUGCUUUAAGUAUUUCAGUCUUCAUCCCAUGUGGUGGUAGGCAGUACCUCAGUAACCUAGACAGUAUCUCUGGUGUCUCAUUUGUGCAAAGAUGCAGAGAUGUGCCCAUGAAACACAAAUGCCUUCCAUCGAGAGAUGGAAAGAAGAAGUUGUAAUUAACACAAAGGCCACACUUCAUAUGUGAAAUGUUGAGAAAUGACUUGAACUUAGGUAAAAGAAAUAAAGCAAAGUUUUUCUUAAUCGACCGUUUUGUUCUGAGCUAUUUGUCUUCCAGACCCCUACCCAUGAUGAUUCCACCAUCUGCACCAAGCCCUGUCAGUGAUGCUGCACUCUUGUCAGGUGUGGCUUCUCAGGAAGUCUGGAGAUCACCAGUUCCAGGCUAUUCUGGACUGGCCACACGGCACAUAAGUCACCGGGCCAACAACUUCAAGAGACACCCAAAAAGGAGGAAACACAUCCGCCCUUCACCACCACCACCACCAAAUACUCCAUGUCCUAUUGACCUGGUUGACUUUGGGGAUCUCCAGCCUCAGAGGUCUUUCUUGGAACUCCUGUUCAAUGGGUGCAUUCUCUUUGGGCUUGAAUUCAGCUAUGCCAUGGAAACAGCCUAUGUUACCCCUGUGCUGCUCCAGAUGGGGCUUCCAGACCAACUGUAUGGAAUGGUGUGGUUCAUCAGCCCUAUAUUAGGGUUUUUGCUACAGCCUUUGCUGGGAGCCUGGAGUGACAGGUGCACGUCAAGAUUUGGGAGGAGAAGACCUUUCAUUCUGGUCUUAGCAGUAGGAGCAUUGCUUGGGCUCUCACUUAUGCUGAACGGCAAAGAUAUAGGGAGUGCCUGGUCUGACACUGAGAAUAACCACAAAUGGGGGAUCAUCCUUACAGUCUGUGGGGUUGUCCUCAUGGACUUCAGUGCAGAUUCAGCAGACAAUCCCAGUCAUGCCUACAUGAUGGAUGUGUGCAGCCCAGUGGAUCAAGACAGGGGCCUCAACAUCCACGCUUUGUUAGCAGGUCUUGGAGGUGGCUUUGGUUAUGUUGUUGGAGGAAUACACUGGGAUAAAACCAGUUUUGGAAAAGCUGUAGGAGGGCAACUUCGUGUCAUCUAUGUCUUCACCUCAGUUGUACUGACUAUUGCUACUGUGCUGACUCUAGUUAGCAUUCCAGAGAGACCCUUAAAGUCCUCUAACAGGAAGAAAAAGGUGAUGAAAAGUCCAAGUCUUCCUCUCCCUCCUUCUCCACCUUUCUUCUUUGAGGACAGUGUAAAUGAAAACUCUGCUUCUCAUAACUCAGCUCACUUACAGGCAAGUUUUACAAGUCCUGUUUCCCCCAUGAGCCCACUCACGCCAAAAUAUGGGAGUUUUAUCAGCAGAGACAAUUCUUUGACGGGAAUUAAUGAGUUUGCAUCAUCCUUUGGGACUUCAAAUAUUGACAGUGUGCUUAUAGACUGUUUUACAGGCGGGCAUAAUAGUUACAUGGCACUUCCAGCUAGUUUGUCCAGGCAGCCUGUCAGUGUCAGCUUUCCUCGGGUGCCUGAUGGCUGUUUCCAUGGAGCAAAUGGAAUUCUGGAGCAAGGGGAGAGCAGCUUAACAUCAGGGCCUGACAGUGAUGUGCUGAGAGUGGGUUCACUGGAUGCAAUAAAGCCACGGUCAUCGGGGAUCUUGAAAAGACCUCAGACCUUGGCCAUUCCAGAUGCUGUAACAGGACACUGCCCAGAGAAUAACAGAAGAAGAAAUGUAACCUUCAGCCAACAGGUUGCCAAUAUCCUGCUGAAUGGCGUGAAGUACGAGAGCGAGCUGAAUGAAUCAGGAGAGACCUCAGAGCAGCCCCUCUCCGUGAAGCUGCUUUGCUCAACCAUCUGCCACAUGCCCAAGGCUCUCCGUAACCUCUGCAUCAACCACUUCCUAGGGUGGCUCUCAUUUGAGGGGAUGUUGCUCUUCUAUACUGACUUCAUGGGAGAAGUAGUGUUCCAAGGGAACCCAAAAGCACCUCACAACUCAGAUGAGUAUCAGAAGUACAACACUGGGGUCACCAUGGGCUGCUGGGGAAUGUGCAUCUAUGCAUUCAGUGCUGCUUUCUAUUCAGCUGUGCUGGAGAAGCUGGAGGAGCGGUUUAGCACACGGACACUGUACUUUGUGGCAUACUUGGCCUUUGGGCUGGGCACGGGCCUGGCCACGCUCUCCAGGAAUGUCUACGUGCUGCUGUCCCUGUGCGCUACCUACGGCAUUCUGUUCGCCACGCUCUGCACGCUGCCCUACUCCCUGCUCUGCGACUACUACCAGAGCCGAGAGUUCGUAGGCUCGCAGGCGGAGGGCACGCGGCGUGGGAUGGGCGUUGACAUCUCCUUGCUGAGCUGCCAGUACUUCCUGGCGCAGAUCCUCGUGGCCCUGGCCAUGGGGCCGCUGACGGCGGCUGUGGGCAGCGCCAGCAGUGCCAUGUACUUCUCCAGCCUGGUGUCCUUCCUGGGCUGCCUCUUCUCCUCUCUCUGCGUCACCUACGAGCUGCUGCCCACCGAGGAGCUGCCACCCACCGAGGAGCGGCGUCCGCUCCUGCCCCGUGCGCGGAACGAAUAAAUGGGAGAAGCUGCCACAGCCUCUGCUGCCUCAUUGCGUCACCUUUGGCCUCCCUAUCGUGACAAGAUGGGCUGUGCGCCUCUGGGCCGGCAGCAGUGGGCUUGGCAAAUGGAAAGAAAGGUCUGCGCUGGCUUUGGUGAGCUUUCCCCCGCCUGGUGGGAAGGUGAGGGGUGAGUCAGCGGCGCCUGGCACUGCUCGUCCUUCCCCUGGGGUGGCAGAGGCCCUGGGGCCACAGCAGCAGGAAGUGGUGGGGCCGUUCCUCCAGCUGCCUCGUGGUGCUGUCAUCCCGGGGAUGACUGGUAUUGUCCAGCAUGAGGCAGGAGACCUGAAAGUCUGGUGCCUGGGCAGGACAGCCUCACUCUCUCGAGUGGCAGUGAGCUGCUAGGCUGCACACUGCUGCAGAGACUGCCACCGUGGGAGUGGUGACCUGCCAGUUUGGGGGGCAGAAGGUGCCACCUCCUGGCCAGGCAGAGCAGCCUUGGUCGCCUGUGAGGCCUUUGGGAGCUGCUGGUCCAACCUACAGCCUCUGCCCGUGGGAGGCCUGGCUCUGGAGGGUGCUUUUCAAAACUUUGGAAAAGCUGAGAGCAACUGGUCCUGCUUGGGUGGUGUAAGUCCUCUGCCAAGUGCUGUGGGCUUCUGGGUGCUCAGAGCUCCCACCAGCAGAACUGCUACAAGACACCACAGUGGGCUGAAAGCGCUGUGGCCUGGCUCCCACACCCCACUCUGGAGGUCCUGGCUGUGGUCCUUGGUGAUGUUUGCCAAUACAUCCAUAUUUCGUUCCUCGUUAGAUUUUAAUUAAGACUACAGGUGUUUGUGAUGACUUAGGAGGAGGAUUUGUCCAGAAUCCAAUUUAGCAGUUGUCCAUAACACAGCUUUGCAGAGAAAGGUCUUUUCCCAUCAACCUCCCUUGGGCAGAAGGUUACUCUGAAGAAGUUUACUCUUAAGAAAAAUCAUUUGUAUGGAAGCCUGCAUCACAUCAUUCUUGUUUAUACAAUUUUACCAUGGGACAUUCUGAAGUCUGUAUGGGGAUCAGUGACUUAAGUGCUUGUCAGUUAGAGCUGCAUCUUCCACAUCUCAGUUAAAACAGUAAAAGGGCUUUGGGUUUCAUUAUCUGUGAGAUUUAUUAAUUAAUCUGAUUUUAGAAGGUGGUGUGUGAGAAUUUGUACAAGUUCUAGUUAAGGCCAGGAGUUAAUUUUAAGUCAUAAAUAAAACCAUUUCUAAAGUUCCUGUCAGUCUGCCUCUGUAUUUGGGUAGGCAGCCAAUGUUUACCAAGGCUGAGGGGCAUUUUGGUGUUCACAUGUGCUGCACAUGGCAUCCCUGAAGAGAUUAUAUUUGCUCACCUGGUCCCUAGGUCCGGAAGAAGGGUUUUCUCUAGAGAGUCACUCCUUUAAAUGGGUUGUACUUCACUGCUCCCCUAAGUUUAUUCUGAUCUAUGAUGCCAAGGUGAAAUAAUAUGUGUAAUCUUUAGUUGUUGUGGCUUACUGUAAUCCAGUGCUGAAAGCAUAAUACAUGACUUGUAAGAACCUCUCAUUUUUAUCAUCUGCUCCCAAGUGUUACUUUUUAAAAAAUUUAUUUUAGAAGCAAGUUUCAUGUUACUCAGUAGUGACUUAAACAGAGGAAUACUACUGAAGUUAUGAAGUCAAGCACUCAGAGAUAGGGGACUGUCAGCUAUCAGAUUGAUGAGUACAUUCAUUUUCAUUUCUUUGUUUGGGCUUACAUAGUGUCAUAUCUGCAAAUCUGUGCCAUUUCUUCGAUUAUGGGACAGUUCAGGACAAAGCUGGGACAAAAUAGCAUGAGAAACUACAUUUGGCACUUCUGAUUUCUGACAAUCUAAAGGCUUGACUUUGGAGAAUUUUUCUUUUCUUGUUAGCCUGCUUUGUAAUUUUAAUUUCUCUUCCUUAUCUUCUCAAACUUUUAAAAAUUAUUUUAUUUUUUGUUUGGUCCCUCUAGCUAAUGUGGUAUUAGUUCUUAAAUUUUUUUCUCCUCUUUUGUAGCCAGCAUUAUUGCACUAAAUGGAUUGUGAGCACUUUACUUUUCCACGUAGCUGGAGUUGCAGAUCAUUUGGUUGCAAGUGAAAAUCUUCAAAAGAUUCAUAAAAUCAAUGUAUUUGAUGAUAAUGUUUGUCUCCAUUUCCAUCUGUAAAUAAUAUGAACUACAUUUAUAUAGUUAUAAAACUAUUGCUAUGCCUGUAUGCAUUGCCCAAUAGACUCUAUAUUACAUUUUCUAUUUUAUGGGAUAUGGACUUUAUUUUGCAUAUGUAUUUAUGUAGUGGUACAUACAUAGUACUUUAAAGUCAACAUCAGUCUGUGUUAAUUUGGGGUUUUGAGCAAUACUAGUGGUGUCUGGAAGAAAAACAGAGCCUGUCACCAUCAUGCAGAGCUGGAAG
Molecule: messenger RNA, 9138 nt
Organism: Corvus hawaiiensis (hawaiian crow)
Lineage: Eukaryota; Metazoa; Chordata; Aves; Passeriformes; Corvidae
Gene: SLC45A1
Product: solute carrier family 45 member 1
Exons: 12
Coding region: 4374-6752 (792 amino acids)
Biological process (GO): transmembrane transport
Cellular component (GO): membrane
Molecular function (GO): sucrose:proton symporter activity
Source: RefSeq, a predicted model, not a curated record